AUGAGGCUCUCGUCGUCGUCCGGCAGCGUCCUCCCGGCUCAGCCGGGCUCGCCGGAAGCUGUGGAGGAGCACAAGUGUCUGAACUCGGAGUUGUGGCAUGCCUGUGCCGGCCCGCUUGUUUCCUUGCCCGCGGUGGGUAGCCGGGUUGUGUACUUCCCUCAGGGCCACAGCGAACAGGUGGCAGCAUCAACAAACAAGGAAAUGGAGUCUCAGAUCCCCAAUUAUCCUAAUCUGCCACCACAGCUUAUAUGCCAACUUCAUAAUGUGACUAUGCAUGCUGAUGCAGAGACAGAUGAGGUAUAUGCACAGAUGACACUACAACCACUCAACCCGCAAGAACUGAAGGACCCAUAUUUACCUGCAGAAUUAGGUUCGGCCAAUAAACAGCCAACAAACUAUUUUUGCAAAACAUUAACAGCAAGUGACACAAGUACCCAUGGUGGGUUCUCUGUUCCCCGUCGAGCAGCUGAGAAAGUGUUUCCUCCACUGGAUUUCACCCAGCAACCUCCAUGCCAGGAGUUGAUGGCAAAAGAUCUUCAUGGAAACGAGUGGAAAUUCCGUCACAUCUUUCGCGGUCAGCCAAAGCGGCAUCUUCUAACUACAGGCUGGAGUGUCUUUGUAAGUGCAAAGAGACUCGUUGCUGGUGACUCUGUCCUUUUUAUCUGGAAUGACAAUAACCAGCUUCUGCUGGGAAUUCGUCGGGCAAAUCGGCCACAAACAGUCAUGCCAUCUUCAGUCUUAUCAAGUGAUAGCAUGCAUAUCGGUCUUCUUGCUGCAGCUAAGCAUGCUGCUUCGACAAAUAGCCGGUUUACAAUUUUCUACAACCCAAGGGCAAGCCCUUCAGAGUUUGUCAUACCGCUUGCAAAGUAUGUUAAGGCUGUGUAUCAUACCCGUAUAUCUGUGGGGAUGCGUUUCAGGAUGCUUUUUGAGACAGAAGAGUCUAGUGUUAGGAGAUACAUGGGGACAAUUACCGGAAUCAGUGAUCUUGAUUCUGUUCGGUGGCCAAAUUCACACUGGCGUUCUGUUAAGGUUGGCUGGGAUGAAUCAACUGCUGGUGAGAGACAGCCAAGGGUGUCACUAUGGGAGAUUGAGCCACUGACAACUUUCCCAAUGUAUCCAUCUCCUUUUCCGCUCAGGCUCAAGCGUCCAUGGCCAACAGGCUUGCCUUCUCUGUAUGGUGGGAAGGAUGAUGACCUGGCAAACUCUCUCAUGUGGCUUCGAGAUACCACAAAUCCUGGUUUUCAGUCGUUAAAUUUUGGUGGACUUGGCGAUGGCCACAGCUGCUUUCCCCAGGAUCCAACAAAGCAGGUAUCAUCACCCACAAUGCUGCAGUUCCAGCAGCCACAGAACAUAGCUGGCCGGGCCGCGCCACUUCUUUCAAGUCAGAUUUUGCAGCAAGCACAUCCUCAAUUUCAGCAGCAGCCAUACCUUCAAAACAUCUCCGAGAGCACAAUCCAAGCGCAGGGUCAGUCUGAGUUCCUCAAACAGCAGCUCCAACGCAGCCAGUCAUUCAAUGAGCAGAAGCCCCAGCUGCAACCCCAGCAACAACAGCAAGAAUCACAGCAGCAGCAGCAAUCACAGUGUCUGCAAGUCCCUCAACAUCAACAAAUGCAACAACAGAACAUGACCAACUACCAGUCUGUAUCGAAUGCAUUAUCAGCGUUUUCUCAGCUGUCGUCAGCCUCUCAGUCUUCACCUGUGUCACUGCAAACAAUAUUACCAUUCUCACAGGCACAGAGCUUUACAGACACGAAUGUGAGCUCAUUAUCUCCAUCCAACACCAACAGCAACACCAUGCAAAAUACACUGAGGCCAUUCUCAUCAGAAGCAGUUUCUCACCUCAGUAUGCCGAGGCCCACUGCAAUACCUGUCCCCGACCCAUGGUCAUCGAAGCGAGUUGCGGUGGAGUCUUUGCUUCCUUCUCGUCCCCAGGUUUCGUCCCAGAUGGAACAAUUGGACUCUACACCAGCUAGUAUACCUCAUAGCUCUGCGUUGGCACCACUUCCUGGAAGAGGAUGCUUGGUGGAUCAAGAUGUGAACUCUGAUCCUCAAAAUCACCUCUUGUUUGGUGUUAGUAUAGAUUCGCAGUCACUGCUAAUGCAAGGAGGCAUCCCUGGUCUCCAAAAUGGGAAUGAUUCAACUGCUAUACCUUAUUCCACCUCCAAUUUCCUGAGCCCUUCCCAGAAUGAUUUUCCAUUGGAUCAUACUCUAAAUUCUUCAGGCUGCUUAGAUGAUUCUGGGUAUGUGCCGCCAUGUUCAGAUAAUUCUGACCAAAUGAACCGACCACCAGCGACCUUCGUGAAGGUUUACAAAUCUGGAACCUACGGAAGGUCGCUUGAUAUCACUAGGUUUAGUAGCUAUCAUGAGCUCCGUAGGGAACUAGGGCGCCUAUUUGGCCUUGAGGGCCAGUUGGAAGACCCUUUGAGAUCAGGCUGGCAGCUUGUAUUCGUCGACCGUGAGGAGGACGUCCUUCUCAUGGGCGACGACCCUUGGCAGGAAUUCGUGAGUACGGUGUCCUGCAUAAAGAUACUCUCACCGCAGGAGGUGCAGCAAAUGGGCAAGCAGGGGCUGGAGCUCCUGAGCUCAGCCCCUGCGCGGAGGCUAGGUAACAGCUGUGACGACUACGUUAGCAGGCAGGAGUCGAGAAGCCUGAGCACCGGGAUUGCGUCCGUCGGGUCGGUCGAGUUCUGA
Miscanthus lutarioriparius is the source of this 2691-nucleotide messenger RNA. The record is from the annotation of a GenBank genome assembly. NCBI's taxonomy places the organism in Eukaryota, Viridiplantae, Streptophyta, Magnoliopsida, Poales, Poaceae.